ACCUGUGCGUUCUAAAUGUUCUCCCACCCUACAGAAGCAGAGGAUGCUUUUCUAAACAAGGAGAAGGUGCAGAAGGAGGUGAAAGCUGCACCAACAGAAAAUGCCACGCUGAGCUGCGAGGUGGCCCAGGAGAAGAGCGAGGUGAAAUGGUACAAGGAGGGGAAACUGCUCACCUCGAGCAAGAAGUUCAGGGUGGAGUCAGAGGGCAAAUUGCGUCGGCUGGUGGUGAGCCAGGUGGAGAAGAAAGAUGCUGGGGAAUACAGCUGCGAGGCUGCUGGCCAGAAACUGACCUUCAAGAUUGUCGUCACAGAGCCAAAACCUGCAUUCAUAAACCAGGAGAAGGUGCAGAAAGAGGUGAGUGCUGUCCUGGCAGAAAGUGCCACCCUCAGCUGUGAAGUAGCACAGGAUACAACCGAAGUAAAAUGGUACAAGGAUGGAAGACUGCUUGCUUCCUCUAGAAAGUUCAAAAUGGAAACUGUGGGCAAAACCCGGCGCCUGGUUGUGGAGCAGCUGGAGAAGAAAGACGCCGGAGAAUACGUCUGCGAGGCGGCCGGCCAGAAGCUGACCUUCAAGUUGGAAGCAACUGAACCAGAAGCUAAAUUUGAAAAGGAAUUUGUCCAGAAGGAGCCUCUCAUUGUUCAAGAACAUGAUAGCAUCACUCUGACUACUGCAGUAACACCUGAAACUGCUGUAGUGAAGUGGUACAAAGAUGGAAGAGAAAUCAAGGCAAGCAAGAAGUAUGAGAUCAAGAGUGAGGGAGCAUCCAGAACUCUGACGGUGAACCUGGCAGAGAGUGCAGACACUGCUGUGUACGCUUGCCAGACAAAGAAUGACAAGCAGGAAUUCAAAGUAGAAGUGAAAGAAAUCCCAGUGAAGUUUGCCAAGAAGCUUGAAGCUGUUAACGCUGAGAUUGGAGGCAGUGUCACUUUGACCUGUGAAGUGAGCCAUGCCAAGGGGAAGGUGGUGUGGCGCAGGAAUGCAGUUGAGAUCAAGCCCAGCAAACGUUUCCAGAUUCACGAGGAGGGGGUGAAACGAUCCCUGACCAUAACGGGGAUCCGGGCUGAGGAUGAGGGAGAGUACUUCUGUGAGUCCAGAGAUGACAAGAGCAGCAUCACCAUCACCCCCAAAGCUCCCAGAGUGGUGAAAUUUGUUACGAGUCUCAACAAUGUGGCUUCUGAAGAAGGAAAAGAGGCUGUGUUCAAGUGCACCGUUUCCCCCAGUGAUGCUGUGGUCACGUGGUUCAGAAAUGGUGUCAAGAUCGAAGCCAGCAAGAAAUAUGUGAUCUCACAGAAGGACACAGAGCACAGCCUCACCAUCACCGAUCUGACUCUGGAAGACGCAGCUGAAAUCUCUGCCAAUGCUGAGGGUGUAGAAAGCACAGCCAAUCUCAGAGUCCGAGAGGCCUCAAUCUCAUUCAGGAAGAAACUGGAGCCCAAAACGGUUGAAGAGAGGGACACAGUGACCCUGGAGGUGGAGCUGACCAAGCCUGCAGCGGUCAAAUGGAUGAGGAACAGCAUUGUAUUGAAGCCCAGUGAAAAAAUAGAGAUCAAAGCUGAGGGAACAAAGCAUAUCUUGAUAGUUAAGGACAUCUCCUUUGCAGACAGGGGCUUUUACUGCUGUGAGAGUCCUGAUGACAAGACCCAAGCCAAGAUCAACGUGGAAAUGAGGCAGAUCAAGCUGGUGAAAGGUCUGCAGCCCCUCGAGGUCUCUGAGAAGGGGACGGUCACCUUUCUGGUGGAGGUGUCCCAUGAGGAUGUGGAAGGGACUUGGCAGAAGGACGGCGUGAGACUGAAGCCUGCACCAAAUAUCACGAUGGGCGUCCAGGGGAAGAAACAUUCACUGACACUUUCUUCUGUGACUCUUGAAGAUGCAGGGCUCAUCUCCUUUAAAGCAGAAGGCAUUCAUUCUUCGGGGAGGCUCACUGUGACAGAAUUGCCUGUGAAAAUCAGCAAACCAUUGGCAGACAUUAAUGUCACUCAGAAGGACAAGGUCACAUUCGAGUGUGAGCUGUCCAGGCCCAACGUGGAUGUCAAGUGGUUCAAGGAUGGGAAGGAGCUCCGGCAAAGUAAAAAAGUGGGCAUUACUUCCCAGGGAAAUAAGAGAAGUCUCGUUAUUCACAAGUGUGAAUAUGAAGACCAGGGAACCUACACAUGUCAAGCAGCUGAAGACAAGACAUCAGCAACCCUAAAGGUUCACGCUCGAGAUAUCAAGAUUGUUAAACCACUGGAAGAUGUGGAAGUGAAUGAAUAUGAGAGCGCAUCUUUUGUCUGUGAGAUUUCACACGAUGAGGUUCAAACCCAGUGGUACAAAGAUGACAACAAGCUGAAGGCUGACGACAACAUUAGAAUGCGUCAAGAAGGAAAGACCUACUCGCUGACUUACACACGUGUCCAAGUCAAAGAUGCAGCAGAAAUCAAAUUUGUAGCAGAAAAGGCAGAAUCUCGUGCCCAUCUUACAGUUAAAGAGCUGCCUGUAAAAAUUGUGAAGCCUCUGCGAGAUAAGAUUGCGCUUGAAAAACAUCGGGGAUUCCUGGAGUGCCAGGUGUCUCGUGCCAAUGCCGAAGUUAAGUGGUACAAAAAGGAUGUUGAAAUUCACCCUAGCGACAAAUAUGAAAUUGUGAGCGAUGGCGUGUAUCGGAAACUCAUCAUCAACGAUGCAGACUAUGAAGAUGAGGACACAUACACUUGUGAUGCCUUUGAUGACAAAAGCAGUGCUCAUUUCUUUGUUGAAGAGCAAUCCAUUAAUAUAGUAAAGGAGCUGUGUGAUGAGGAUGUGACUGAGCCUGAAGAAGCCAAAUUUGAAUGUGAGAUAUCCAUCCCAUCUGUGAAACCUCCCAAGUGGUAUCUACGUGGAGAAGUCUUACAGCCUGGCAGAAACAUUAUCAUGCAGCAAGAAGGCACCAUCCACCGACUGACAAUACUGAAAACCAGUACUGAUAUGACAGGCACCAUUCAGUUCUCAAUUGGCAAAUCAAAAUCCACAGCAAAUCUGCUCGUUAGAGAUUACCAUAUACAGAUCACCAGGAAGAUGGAGGACAAGACAGCUUUGGAACGCCAUUCAGUCAUCCUGUCCUGUGACUUCAGGCCUUCUCCGAAGGUUGUGAAGUGGUUCAAGGGCCACACACCCAUUGAGCCCUCUGAGAAGUACAAGAUUAAGAGGGAUAAGUAUUCAGCAGAGCUUAAGAUUCUGAAGCUGAAGCCUGAUGAUGCUGGUGUGUACAAGUGCAAGGCAGGAAUUGCAGAGACUGAGGCCACGCUGACAGUUGAAGCCCGCAAUGUGGAAGUAACCAAACACCUGCAGGACGUGGAGAUUGAAGAAGAGAGCUCUGCUGUCUUCUCCUGUGAGCUGUCCCAUGAUGACGAGGACGUGGAGUGGUUCCUGAAUGGCACCCUCCUUUACACCAACAAUUUCAAUGACAUCAAGAACGUUGGCAAUUGCUACACUCUGACAAUGAAGCAGGUCAAGCCUGAGGACGCUGGCACAGUGACAAUGAAGUCAGACAAGGUGUCAGAGAGCGCGCGUCUGAAGGUGAUAGAGAAGCCUGCUGUCUUCCUGAAGUCCUUGGAUGAUGUUUUUGGUGAGGAGCGAGGUGUGAUUAAACUGGAAUGCGAAGUCUCCAAAGAGAAGGUCAAACCAGUUUGGAAAAAGGACGGCUCUGUGCUCACUUCUGGCAACAAGUAUGAGCUGAUACAGUCUGGGAAGACCCUAUGCCUCCUUAUCCAUGACCUCGAGAAGGCAGAUGCAGGUUUAUACACCUGUGAUAUUGGCACUGAUGUUGCCAAGUCAAAGGUCGGCGUUCAGGAACUGAACAUUGGCAUUACCAAACGGCUGAAGAACACUGAAAUCCAGGAGGGAGAAGAUUGCACUUUUGAGUGCAUUCUGUCCCAUGAAAGCAUUGAUGAGUUCAACUGGACACUGAAUGGGAGCAAAGUGGAAAGUGGUGGGCGAUUUAAAGCCUCUAACGUGGGUCGGAAGUAUACUCUCAGUAUCAAAAGUGUGAUUCCUGCUGACGCCGGGGAAGUCGUUUUCACUGCCCGUGGUCUGACCUCCAAAGCCUCUCUGGCGGUGAAAGAAAAACCUACUGAGGUUAUGAAACAGCUGGAGGAUAAGACAGCAGCAGCAGGGCAGGACGUCAGCCUGAGCUGUGAGCUGUCGAAACCCAAUGUGAGCAUCAGGUGGUACAAGGAUGGCAAAGCGAUCCGAAAAAGCCAGAAGUAUGACUUGCAGCAGGAGGGAACACGGGCCAUCCUGAUCAUCCAUGACUCCACAGUCAAGGACAGCGGAGAGUACACCUGUGAGACGGAGGACUCUAAAACAAAAGCCCGGGUCACAGUGCAAGAAAAGCCUAACUACUUUAUCAAGGAACUUUCAGAUCUGAAAAUCGAAGAAAGUGGAACUGCAGUUUUUAUGUGCCAGAGCGAGAAAGCUGCAUCCUCUGUGGUUUGGAGGAAAGGCAUAGCUGAACUCAGACCUGGCAGGAAAUACGAGAUGACACAGAAAGGACAAGACCUGCAGCUGACCAUAAAAAAUCUGGAGAAAAGUGAUAGUGACACGUACACCUGUGACAUUGGUGAUGCCCAGUCCAGAGCCAAGCUCGUCGUACAAGGCCAGAAAGUGCUAAUAACAGAAGACCUGGAAGAUGUCACUGUGUUAGAAGGAGAAUCUGCCAUGUUCAAAUGCAGAAUCUCUCCUGUAGAGUAUAGCAAGGUGCAGUGGUUUUUGGAUAAAACCCCACUCCAUACCAAUGAACUUAAUGACAUCCAGUCUCAGCCUGGCGGAUAUCACUUGCUAACCUUGAAAAAACUCUCUCUGAAGGACUCGGGGGUCAUUACAUUUGAAGCUGGUGAUAAGAAAACAUCUGCCAGUUUGGUUGUUAAAGAAAAGCCCUGCAUCUUCACAAAGGAGCUGGUUGAUACUGAAGUCACUGAGGGAGAGGAUGUGAAUCUUCACUGUGAAACCUCCAAAUCAGACAGCCCUGUAAAGUGGUGCAAAGACGGGAAGAGCCUUAGGAAUUCUUCUAAGUAUAACAUCAGUCGGUCGGGAUUUGAAGCCAAGCUGGUCAUUUACGGGGCAGAAGAAAGAGACAGUGGCAGAUAUGAGUGUGAGGCUGGAGCAGCUAAAAGUAGUGCGGUUAUUACUGUCAAGGAAAUGCCAGUUCUCUUCAAGCAAGAGCUUCAAGACGAAGAAGCUAAAGAAGGAAAACAAGUCAAGCUGACCUGUGAGCUCAGCAAACCCGAUACCCCGGUGAAGUGGAUGAAAGGAGACACUGUUCUGCAUGCCAGCAAGAAAUAUGAAUUUAAGCAGCAUGGUACCGUAGCAGAGCUCAUCAUUCGGGAUGUGGCAUCGAUAGAUGCUGGGGAAUAUACCUGUACUGCUGGGGAGCUGAAGACCACUGCUCAGGUCAAAGUACACGCGGUGCCUGUCCUGUUUAAACAAACCCUGGAGAACACGGAGAUGGAAGAGGGGAAAUCUGUCUCUUUGCGCUGUGAAAUCACAAAAGCAGAUGCCACUGUGGUGUGGAAGAAGGGAGAAGCCACACUCCAGGCAAGUGCCAAAUAUGAAAUGAAGCAGAAGGGGACAAUGGCAGAGCUGGUGAUUCAUAAUGCAGAGCCAGAAGACGCGGGAAGAUACACCUGUGACACUGGAGACCAGCAGACCACAGCCCAAGUCAAAAUUCAUGCCAUCUCUGCACUCAUUGAAGAAGAGCUUCAGAGUCUGGAGGCUCUGGAAGGUGGGACGGCCGCCCUGCGCUGCCGGCUGAGCAGAGAGGCCCCCGUGGAGUGGAGGAAGGGGCACGCUGUUCUCAGGCCGAGUAACAAGUACAGGAUGAGGCAAGAGGGCACAGUGGCUGAGCUGCUGAUCCACGACCUGGAGACAAAGGAUGCUGGAGAUUAUACGUGUGUAGUGGGAAGCCAAAAAACGACAGCAGCCUUAUCAGUGAAUGCCCUGCCAGUCCACUUCAAGAAAGAGCUGAAGAAUGAGGAAGGUACAGAGAGUGGAACAGCCACGCUGCAGUGCGAGCUGAGCAAGGCAGUCAGCUCAGUCGAGUGGAGGAAGGAUGGGAAGGCACUGAUGCCAAAUGGCAAGUACAAGAUGAGACGGGAAGGGCGCUUUGCUGAGCUGGUCAUCCAGGACCUAGACUUGUCCGAUGCUGGGAGUUACACCUGUGUGUGCGGAGAGCAGAAGACCACAGCUACUUUGAGAGUGAAUGCCUUGCCUGUCCUCUUCCAAGAAGAAAUGGUGAACAAGGAAGCAACGGAGGGCCAGGCAGUCACUUUGCACUGUAAGCUGAGCAAAUCGGCUCCCGUUGAGUGGAGAAAGGGGAAUAAAGUCCUCAAACCAAGUGAAAAAUACAAAAUAGAGCAGGAAGGCCCCUUUGCAGAGCUGGUGAUCCAGGAUUUGGAUUCGGCAGAUGCUGGUGAUUACAGCUGUGUGUGUGGAAAUCAACAGACUACAGCCACUGUGACAGUAAAUGUCCUACCCACUCUUUUCACCAAAGAUCUGACCAGUGAGGAAGCUACAGAAGGUAAAAGCGUCUCUCUGCGCUGUGAGCUCAACAAGGCUGCUGCUAACGUGGAGUGGAAAAAGGGGCUCAAGACCCUCAAGCCAAGCGACAAGUAUAAAAUGAAACGGGAAGGUGUCACUGCGGAGCUUGUAAUCCAAAAUCUAGACAUGGCAGAUGCUGGAAACUACUCCUGUGUGUGCGGAGACCAGCAGACUAUGGCUGUUUUAACAGUACAUGCUUUACCUGCCUUUUUCAAAGAGGGUUUGAAGAACAGAGAGGCCACCGAUGGCGGAACAGCCACACUGCGCUGCGAGCUGAGCAAAGUCGGAGUCCCAGUGCAGUGGAAAAAAGGGGACAAGAUGCUCAAAUCCAGUGAUAAGUAUAGGAUGAGGCAAGAAGAAACCUCUGCAGAGCUGUUGAUCCGAGACCUGGAGGUAGAGGAUACCGGAGAAUAUACCUGUGUGUGUGGAGAUCAGAAGACCUCAGCUGUCUUGACAGUGCAUGCUUUACCUGCGCUUUUCAAAAAAGAACUCAUUGAUGUGGAAGCCACAGAAAGUGGGACAGCUGUUCUGCAGUGCGAACUGACUAAAUCCACUCCUGUGGAGUGGAGGAAAGGACAGGAGUUGCUCAAGCCUAGUGACAAGUACAAAUUGAGGCUGAAGGAUACCGUUGCUGAGCUGACAAUCCAAAGCCUGGAGGAACAAGAUGCAGGAGAUUACACGUGUGUGUGUGGAGACAAGACAACUACAGCAUCUCUGACAGUGCAUGCCCUCCCUCCACGUUUUAAAAAGGAACUGAAGAACGUGGAAGCCACAGAAAAUGGUACAGCCACUUUCUGCUGUGAACUGAACAAGCCUGCAGCUUCUGUGGAAUGGAGGAAAGGAGACAGAGCCCUGGAGCCAAGUGACAAGGUCACCAUAAAAUGCAAGGGCACAACUGCAGAGCUGGUGAUCCAUGAUUUAGAUCUGGCAGAUGCUGGAGAUUACACUUGCUGUUACGGAGAUCAGAAAACCACAGCUGCACUAAAAGUGAAUGCCUUGCCCGCACGUUUCAAGGAAGAGAUGAAGGACGAGGAAGCCACAGAAGGUGGAACAGCCACACUACAAUGUGAGCUAUCUAGGGCCGCCCCCGUGGAGUGGAAAAAGAAACACAAAGUGCUCAGAUCAAGUGAAAAAUAUUCCAUGAGGCAGGAAGGUGCCACAGCACAACUGCUGAUCCAUGCUUUGGAAGUCAAGGAUGCUGGGGAGUAUACCUGUGUGUGCGGGGAUGAGAAGACUACUGCAGUGCUGACAGUGCAUGCCCUUCCUGCACUCUUCAAAGAAGAGUUAAGAGAUGAGGAAGCCACUGAGGGUGACGUAGUCACUCUGCGCUGUGAGCUGACCAAGGCUGCACCGGUGGAAUGGAAAAAGGGGCACACGGUGCUCAAAGCUAGUGAGAAAUACAGAAUGAGGCAGAAGGAUGCCACUGCAGAACUGGUGAUCCAUAACCUAGAUGAGAGUGAUGCUGGUGAUUACACCUGUGUGUGUGGGGAUAAGCAGUCCACAGCUUCCUUAGCAGUACACGCACUGCCUGCACACAUCAAGGAAAGCCUGAAGGGCGAGGAAGUAACAGAAGGGAGAACAGCCACUCUGCGCUGCGAGCUGACCAAAAUUGCUCCAGUAGAGUGGAGAAAGGGAAGCACUUUGCUCCAAGCCAGCGACAAGUACAAAAUGAGGCAGGAGGGCACCAUCAUGAAGCUGCUCAUCCAUGACACAGAGCUGAAAGAUGCUGGAGAAUACACGUGUGUGUGUGGAGAACAGGAGACAACAGCUGCCUUGAUAGUGAAUGCCCUGCCUGCACUUUUCAAAGUGGAGCUGAAGAACCUGCAGGCCUUGGAAAGCCAAACAGCCACUCUGCACUGUGAGCUGACCAAGGCUUCACCUGUGUCAUGGAAGAAAGGAAGCAAAAUCCUCAGAGCAAGUGAAAAAUACAUCAUGCGGCAGGACGACGUCCUUGUAGAGCUGGAAAUUCGAGAGCUAGAUCUGCAGGAUGCAGGAGAUUACACCUGUGUGUGUGGAGACCAGCAUACCACUGCUUCUCUGACAGUGAAUGCCCUGCCAGUGGUUUUCAAGGAAGAACUGAAAAAUGAAGAAGUCAUGGAAGGAGCAUCAGUCUCUCUGCAUUGUGAAUUAAGCAAAGCAGCUCCAGUGCAGUGGAAAAUAGGGUCCAAAGUGCUGAAAGCAAGUGACAAAUACCAAAUGAGCCAGCCUGGCACCACUGCAGAAUUAGUCAUUCGUGACUUAGAUGUAACAGAUGCUGGAGAUUACACUUGUGUUUGUGGUGACCAGAAGACAACAGCAACCUUGACAGUUCAUGCUCUGCCACCGCUCUUUAAGGAAGAGCUAAAGAAUGAGGAAGCUGAAGAAGGCGGAGAUGUCACCCUGCACUGCGAGCUCACCAAGGAUGCUCCGGUGGAGUGGCAGAAGGACCAGAGGGCUCUCAAAGAGAGUGAGAAAUACCAAAUGAGGCAGGCAGGGCCCAAGGCAGAGCUGGUGAUUCGUGGAGUGGCUGAGGAUGAUGCAGGAUGCUACACCUGUGUGUGCGGAGAGCACCAGACUACCGCUGUCUUGACAGUGCAGGCUGUGCCUCCAUUUUUCCAAGAAGAGAUGACCAGCGAGGAAGCAGCAGAAGGUGGAAUGGCCACUUUGCACUGUCAGAUCAGCAAGGCUUCCGCUCCUGUUCAGUGGAAGAAGGGCCAUCGCAUCCUCACCCCGGGCAGCAAGUACAGCAUGAGCCAGGAAGGCUGUGUUGUGGAGCUGGUAGUUCACAAUUUAGACUUGAAUGACACUGGAGAUUAUACCUGUGUUUGUGGAAACAAGAGCACCACAGCUGCCUUAACAGUGCAUGCACUGCCUCCAGAAUUCAAGACAGCCCUGAAGGACCUAGAAGCUGUAGAAGGUGGGACAGCUACUCUGCACUGCGAGCUGACCAAACCUGCUGUGGUGGAGUGGAAGAAAGGGCAGGAGGUGCUCAAAGCAAGCAAAAAGUACAAAAUGAGUCAAGAUGGUGCUGUUGCAAAGCUGAUUAUCCACGAGCUGGAUGAGGAGGAUGCUGGAGUUUAUACCUGUGUGUGUGGAGAUCAGCAGACAACAGCCACUUUGACAGUCAAUGCCCUACCAGCACUUUUCAAACAAGAACUUCAGAAUACUGAGGCAGAAGAAGGUGGGACAGUGACCCUGAGGUGUGAGCUUACCAAACCCAAGGCUCCAGUAGAGUGGAGGAAAGGAGAUAUUACUCUCUACCCUGGUUUGAAAUACAAGAUGAAGCAGCAGGGCUCCUCAGCCGAAUUGGUCAUUUAUGACUUAGAGUUGGAUGAUUCAGGAAAGUACACCUGCGACUCUGGACAUCAGCAGACAACAGCUGCAGUAACUGUGCAUGCACUGCCUGUCACAUUUAAGCAAAUCCUCCAAAAUCAGGAAUCAGAGGAAGGAAGUACAGCUACUUUCUGCUGCGAGCUGUCAAAACCCAAUGCUGUAGUGGAAUGGAGAAAAGGAGGAGUGGGGCUGCAGCCCGAUGAGAAAUAUGAGAUGAGGCAGAGGGAAUGCCUGGUAGAGCUCUUAAUACAUAAUCUCCAAUUAGAAGAUACAGGAGAAUACAGCUGUGAUACUGGGGAUCAGGAAACAAAGGCAUCUUUACAUGUGAAAGCCCUACCAGUUCUUUUCAAAAAGGAGCUCAAGGACGAGGAGGUUGAAGAAGGAGCUGCGGUGAAAUUCCAGUGUGAGCUGACAAAGGAGAACGCAACAGUGGAGUGGAGGAAGGGCACCAUGGAGAUCUUCCCAUGCGCCAAAUAUGAAAUGAAAUUAAGUGGCUGCACAGCUGAGCUUGUGAUCCGUAAUGCAGAACCAGAGGAUGCCUCUGAUUAUACGUGUGAUACAGGAGACCAGCAGAGCACAGCAGCCCUCAGAGUGAAUGCCAUCAAACCCCAGCUGAAGCAGCAGCUGAAGAAUGAAGAAGUGGAGGUGGGAGGAACCGCCAAGCUGCGCUGUGAGAUUUCUAUAAGCAAAGCAGAAGUAGAAUGGAGGAAAGAUGGAGUCGUGCUUCACUCAAGUUCCAAGUACGAAAUGUGGCAGCAGGGCACCAUCCGUGAGCUGCGUGUUCACCACUUGGAGCCCGGUGAUGCUGGAGAAUACUCCUGCAAGGCUGGAGAUGAGACAACCUCUGCGAAGCUGACCGUGAAAGAGCCUGAUGUGACCAUUGUGAGUCGCCUAAAGGACAUGGUGGUGUUGGAAGGGGAUGACGUCACGUUUCAGUGCCAGGUGUCUCAUGAGAACGCGAGGGAUGUAGAAUGGAAGCUACAGGAUGUUGCUCUGCAAAAUAAUGAAAUGAAUGAGAUCUCAGUGGAGAAAGGAAAGAUCCACAAGCUGACACUGAGGAAGGUGACUGAGCAGGACAAUGGCACCAUCACUUUCCGAGUGGGACCAUACACAUCCACAGCAGAGCUCACAGUAAAAGUGCCACCUCCAGUCUUUAAGAAGAAAUUACAGAACACGGAACUGCAGGAGGAGGAAACAGCCGUCCUGCACUGCGAGCUCUCCCAGCCUAAUGUUGCAGUGGAGUGGAAGAAGGAUGCCCAGGUGAUUUCCCCAGGCUCCAAAUAUGAAAUCAGACAAGAGGGAACAAUCCACACUUUAAAGAUUUAUCACUUAAAACCAGAAGACUCAGGCAAAUACACCUGUGAUAAUGGAAAUGAGCAAACGACAGCCACUUUAACUGUUAAAGCCAUUCCAGCGCUCUUUGAAAAGAAACUCCAAAACCAGGAAGCUGAGGAAGGUUCUACAGUCACUCUUCGUGCUGAGCUCUCCAAACACGAUGUACCAGUGAGGUGGAAAAAAGGGUUGGUCUUGCUCCAGGCCAGCAACAAGUAUGAGAUGAAGCAGAUGGGGUCUGCUGUGGAGCUACUCAUCCAUGAUCUACAGCUGAAGGAUGCUGGAGACUACACCUGUGAUUCUGGUGAUGAGCAAACUAUGGCAUCCUUGGUAGUGAAAGCUUUGCCAGUAAUUGUCACAAAACCACUCCAGAAUCAGCAAGCUGAAGAAGGAGGCACCAUCACUUUAAGCUGUGAAAUCUCAAAAGCAAAUGCCACUGUGCAGUGGAAGAAGGCUGGGAAGGUGCUGCAACCAAGCAAUAAAUACAAGAUGCGCCAAGAUGGGUCCAUGGCUGAGCUGACAAUUCUCAACUUGAGUGAAGCUGAUGCUGGGGAAUACAUGUGUGAUACAGGGGACCAGCAAACCACUGCAGCUGUGCAUGUGAAAGAACCAGCAGCAACCAUAGUGGAGAUGCUGAAGGACGUCACUUCGUAUGAAGGAGAAGAUGCAGUGUUUGAAUGCAGACUGUCCCGGGAAACAACUCAGGAUGCUCAGUGGUUCCUGGGGGAUGUUCCCCUGCAAUCCAAUGAAAUGAACGAGAUCAAAGUCCAAGGGACACGUCACACUUUGAUCCUGAGGAAGGUGACACUAGAAGACUGCGGGCCCAUCAGCUUCAAAGUCGGGCAGCAUACCACAGGGGCACAGCUAACAGUCCAAGCUGCUCCGAUCACCUUUGUGAAGUCCCUGCACAGCCUGGAGCUGCAGGAGGGUGGCACAGCCCACUUGUGCUGCGAGGUGUCCCGGCCCGACGUCCCCGUGCAGUGGAAGAAAGGCACGUCUGUCAUCCACUCCAGCCAGAAGUGCAGCAUCAAGCAGGAUGGGAAUGUGCACACGCUGGUCAUUCACGAUUUGGACACUGGGGACUCAGGAGAAUACAGCUGCCACGCAGCCGAUGGGAAGACCACUGCCAGACUAGAAGUUAAAGCCCUCCCCGUGCUUUUCAAACACUGGCUGAAAAACGAGGAGGUGGAGGAAGGGCGCACUGCCAUGCUGCACUGCGAGCUGACAAAGCCCAGCGCGCCCGUGGAGUGGAGGAAAGGAGAUACAGUGCUGCACUCAGGUGACAAGUACGAGAUCCGGCAGGAGGGGACGCGUGUGGAGCUCUUCAUCUAUGAUGCUGAGGCUCAGGAUGCUGGUGAUUACACAUGUGACACAGGGGAUCAACAGACCACAGCAUCAUUGCAAGUCAAAGUACUACCCGUGCUGUUUAAGGAAGAACUGAAAAAUGUGGAGUCUCAAGAAGGGGGGACAGCUAUCUUGCACUGCAAGAUUUCCAAGCCAGAUGCUCCCGUUGAGUGGAGAAAAGGAGGGGUGGUCAUUCAGCCCAGUGACAAGUACGAGAUGAAGCUGAAAGGCAGCACUGCUGAGCUGAUCAUCCACGGCGUGGAGCUCGAUGACUGUGGGGAUUACACCUGCAGCACUGGAUACGAGAUCACCACGGGUUCUGUGUACGUGCAAGAUCCAACCAUUGAAGUGGUCAGUCCCAUGCAGGAUAUAACUGUUGAUGAAGAUGGCACAGCAGAGUUCAUAUGCCAAUAUUCUAGGCCAGUGCACGCCAUAUGGAAGAAAAAUGAUCAGGAAAUACUUGCAGAUGGGCAGCGAGUGAUUAUCGAUCAGGACUGGAAUGUAAGCAUGCUAAAAAUUAAACCUACGGUACCAGAAGACAGUGGCGUCUAUUCUUGUGAAGCUGAAGGCACUAAAGUGAUGGCUGCACUUGAUGUUCAAGCCAAGAACAGCAUUGUCCAGGGCCUGGAGAACGUGGAAGCAGUGGAAGGAGGGGAAGCCCUGUUUGAAUGCUACCUUUCCAAGCCCGAGUGCUACAACUACAACUGGCUGAUUGACGACGAGCCUGCCAAAACCACAGAGAACACGGAGAUGGUUUACUUUGAAAACGGGCGCAGGCAUCUGCUGCUGCUGAAGAACCUCACUUUGCAGGACAGCUGCAGGGUGACUUUUAUGUGCAGUGACGCGGUGACCUCAGCCUUCCUCACGGUGAAAGGAUGGCGCCUGCAGAUCUUGCAGCCUCUCACGGAUGUGGAAGUCUCUCCAGGGCAGAAAGCUACAUUUAGCUGUGCUCUAAGUGAAGCUGUGCCAAUUAACGAAGUUACCUGGUAUUUUAAUGAUGUGGAGAUCCAACCAGAUGAGGACUGGGAGAUACAAGCAGAUGGAAACAAAUACAAACUUAUUCUGAAUAAAGCCCAACCACAUCAUUCAGGAGAGGUGACGUUUGCUUCCAGGGAAGCAAUUGCAUCGGCCAAGUUGUCUGUGCUGGCCCAUCCCGAUCCCCCUGAAGAACCUAAAGUUUUACGUGCGAGCAGUCACUCUGUGACUCUGUCUUGGUACAAGCCGCUGAGCGACGGUGGUUGCGACAUCCUAGGCUACAAAGUGGAGAGAAAAAUCCCAGGUGUUGGCUGGCAGUCAUGCAGCAAGAGCAUCAUUCAAAGCAUGGAGUUCGUGGUGGACAACCUCACCCCUGGCGAGCCCUACAGAUUCCGUGUCUCGGCUGUAAACAAAGUUGGGGCCAGCGAGCCAGUGCACUUCCCUCAAACGGUGCAGCUAGAGCCUUCAGUUACAGUCACCCAUCCUUUGGUGGGUGGAUCAGUCUCCGAAGGGGAGGUGGCUCGCUUGGAGUGCAAAUUAUCAACUGAAAUCAAAGAGAACGUGACAUGGCUCAAAGGAAAAGAACAAAUACAAACUGGAGGAAGAUAUGAAAUCCUCUCUGAUGGAAAAAAACAGAUACUCAUUAUUCAUGCAUUUAAAGCUGAAGAUCAGGAUACAUACACCUGCAUGGUUUCUCCAGAAGUCAAAUCUGUUGCCAGCUUGUGCCUUGAAGUUCCUCCAGCGACAAUGCUAAAAGAGAUUGCCAAGGAAGCCCCCCCUGCAAGCCAACAGGAAGAGCUGGUGGAUGGCCACGUCCAGCCCAGCCUGCCCCCCGAGGCUGCGCAGGAGGGAGACCUUCACCUCCUGUGGGAAGCUCUGGCCAAGAAGCGCCGGAUGAGCCGGGAGCCCACCUUGGAUUCCAUCAGCGAGGUGCCCGAAGAAGACGAGAAGCUUCAGAAGCUGAGGAAGGAAGAAGCAGAGCUGUCUCACUAUUACUCAGAGGAGUACUCCACGUGUGACGAGCUGGCUAGGACAGGAGAAGCAGAUUUCUCUUUCACGAGUUCAGAUGAUGAAUCUAGAGCUGGGACUCCUUCGCUAGUGAACUACCUCAAGAAAGCCGAAAAGAGAAGCGUCAGCGUUACUACCAAGGUUCAGUCCAUCUCCACAGGCAAGUUAUGGAAACAGUGGGAGAAAUCCAGCGUGGAGACCGUUGUGGCUGCUCCAGGUGCUAAGCCAGCUGAACCAGAAGUAGCAGAUUUAGAUGAUCCUUCCAUGAACAAUGCCGCUGUGAAGAUCCAGGCUGCUUUCAAGGGCUACAAAGUCAGGAAAGAGAUGAAGCAACAAGAGUGCCCGGUGUUUACUGAGACCUUCAAAGAUUUCUCGGGUGAGCCUGGAAGCACUCUGCAUCUCGAGUGUGUGGCCCACAGCAAAAGUGACAUGAAGGUCCGCUGGCUGAAGGAUGGGGAGGAGCUGUCAGACGGCCGCCACUAUCACAUCGACAACUACAGCGAUGGGACCUGCUCUUUGAUUAUCACCGGCCUGGAUAGGGAAGAUGCGGGUAAAUACACCUGUGAGGCAUCCAACAGAUUUGGGAAAGUUUCACACAGUGCCAAGGUGGUGAUUGGCACUGAGGAACCUCAAGCGCUCCCCAAGGAGAAGCGUAUUAAACAAAGCACUGAUAGCGAGACAGAAAGCUCCUCUGGCAGCGACCUGGAUGAUGCUUUCCGUAAAGCAGGAAGGAGGCUGCACAGACUGUUCAGGGCCAAGAUCUCAACAGAGAUGUCUGACGUGGAGGAAGAGCUUUUUGUCAGUGCAGACGAAGGGGACGUAGAGGUGGUCGACCAUCAGACGUAUCGUGAGGACGACCGGUACAUUUACAUUAAGUUUGAGAUCUUGUCCGAGGCAAAAACAGCCGCCACUCGUUUCAGAGAGAUGUUUGGUGCUCUGGGGAUUCCCGUGGAGAUCGAUAUUUUGGAACAAGGCCCAAGGAAAAUUGAACUGCGCAUUGGGAAAGCAGCACCGCCCACCCAUGGGAAGUUUGCUCCCCCCGUACUGAGACCACCACCGCCUUUGCUGACUUCUGAUACAGCUCCCAUGUUCCUGACUGAGCUCCAGAACCAAGAGGUACAAGAUGGCUAUCCUGUCAGCUUUGACUGCAUUGUCAUUGGCAAACCCCUCCCCACGGUUCGCUGGUUCAAGGACGGGAAAGCUAUUGAAGAAAAUGAUCACUACAUGAUCAACGAGGACCAGGAAGGGUGCCAUCAGCUGAUCAUCACAGCUGUGGUCCCCACCGACAUGGGUGUUUACCGUUGCCUUGCUGAAAACAACAUGGGAGUGGCUUCAACCAAGGCUGAGCUCCGAGUGGAAUUGACCAGCACUGACUACGAGACAGCAGCAGAUGCAACAGAGACAUCUUCUUACUACAGCGCCAAAGAAUACGUUUCAAGUCGAGAACAAGAGGAGUCUACCACAGAAGAGGAGCAACUGCCCCAGAUCCUGGAUGAUCUUCAUGAUAUCCAUGUGGCACCUGGAGCACCGCUGGCUAAAUUUCACCUGAAGGUGAAAGGGUACCCAGAGCCUCGACUGUAUUGGUUCAAAAAUGGGCAGCCACUGAAGGCCUCGGAUCGAAUCCUGAAGAUUGAUAAAAGGGAAUUCCACUCACUGGAAAUUCUCAAUGUCGUUAAGUCAGAUGCUGGACAGUACUCGAUAUUUGUCAUCAACUCUGCUGGUUCUGCAUAUUCGUCAGCAAGGCUGGUAGUCAAAGAUCCUGAUGAGAAAGAAGUGUCAGAAACAGAUUCCCACGAGCAGCUGAUACCACCAAGGUUCCUAGAAAGGUUUACCAAUAAAAAGGUGAAGAAAGGGGCAAGCAUCACGUUAUCUGUAAAAGUUGAAGGGCAUCCACCACCAGCGAUUACUUGGCUGAAAGAAGAGUCUCAGGAAGACAUCCUGUGGAUCAAACCAGACACUCCUGGAUAUAAACUUGCCAGUUCCAAUAUGCAUCACAGUUUAAUCCUGUUGGAUGUUAAAAAGAAGUACAGUGGAGCUUACACGUGCAUUGCUACCAACAAGGCUGGCCAGUCCAUCUGCACUGCCAACCUAGAAGUUGCAGAUGUGAAAGAGGCUGAAGUCCUGACCCAGGAGCGUGUGAUGGUAUCAGAAGCCAUAAUGACCACCCUGGGAGCUGUUCAUUCCUCUGAAGGAGACCUCGAAGCUGGUAGAGAAGGUGUACCCAAAACCCCUAUUUCAUUAGCUGAUGUCGGAACAGAAGAAUUCUUCCAGAAGCUCACCUCUCGUAUCUCAGAAAUGGUGUCUGCAAAAAUAAGUCAGGCCACGCUCCGAGUACCGGGUGCAGAAAGUGAUGACGAAUCCAAAACCCCCUCUGCAUCUCCUCGCCAUGGCAGAUCCAGGCCUUCAUCCAUUGCUCAAGAGUCCUCCUCUGAAUCUGAAGAUGGGGAUUCCAGAGGAGAGAUCUUUGAUGUCUACAUGGUCACAGCUGACUACGUGCCCGCUGCACCUGACAAGGAGACCAUCACGCUGAAGGAAGGCCAAUAUGUGGAAGUCCUUGAUUCAGCUCAUCCCCUGAAGUGGUUGGUCAGGACCAAACCCACAAAAUCCAGCCCCUCUCGGCAGGGCUGGGUAUCUCCAGCUUAUCUGGACAAGAGAUUAAAGUUGUCACCAGAGUGGGGAACAACAACAGAAGUUCCUGAGUUCCCUGGAGAAUGUGUUUCUGAAGAUGAAUAUAAAAGGAAGCUAAGUGUUCUUAUUCAAGAACUGUUGAUCUCAGAAGAGGAUUACAUUCAAGAUCUACAGUUCCUCCAGACUCAUCACCUUAGGUACACCGAGACCUGUCCCAGUGUCCCGGGAGUUAUUGCCAGUCAGAAAUCCACCAUCUUCAGAAAUAUCGAUGACAUUGCUCGCUUCCAUUCCAGUGUCUUCCUCCGAAGCUUGCAGAAAUGUGACACUGAUGAUGACGUGGCCAUGAGCUUCAUUAAACACGAGGCAGAAUUUAAUAAGUAUAUCCAGUACCUGGUGGGGCGGGUACAGGCAGAGUCGAUUGUUGUCAGCAAAGCUGUCCAGGAUUUCUACAAGAGAUACACAGAUGAAAUUUUAACGAACGAAGAUCCUUCGCAGCCACUUAUCCCACCACUGCAGCACUAUCUGGAAAAACCCAUCAACAGGAUCCAGCAGUAUCAGACUGUUAUCAAGGAAUUAAUCCGAAACAAAGCAAGAAACAGCCAAAACUGCACUUUGCUGGAGCAGGCUUACGCCAUCGUGUCUGCACUCACCCGAAGAGCAGAAAACAACCUCCAUGUCUCACUCAUUGAGAACUACCCAGGGACCUUGGAAAGCCUUGGUGAACCCAUCCGACAGGGCCACUUCAUUGUCUGGGAAGGAGCUCCAGGAGCUAGAAUGGCAUGGAAAGGACACAAAAGACACGUCUUCCUCUUCAGGAAUUAUCUUGUGAUCUGCAAACCAAAGCGAGACACAAAGACAGACACCUACAGUUACAUCUUCAAGAACAUCAUGAAGCUGAACAACAUAGAUGUGAACGACAUUGUGGAAGGGGACGACCGUGCCUUUGAGAUCUGGCACGAGCGGGAAGACUCCGUCCGCAAGUACCUCCUUCAGGCUCGUACCGUGAACAUCAAGAACUCCUGGGUGAAGGAGAUCUGUGGCAUACAGCAGCGAAUCAGCCAGCCUGUCUGGAUCCCUCCAGACUUUGAGGAAGAACUGGCAGACUGUACGGCUGAGCUGGGAGAGACAGUGAAGCUGGCUUGCAGGGUGACGGGAGCUCCCAAGCCAUCUGUCAGCUGGUACAAAGAUGGAAAACCAGUGGAGGUGGAUCCCCAUCACAUUAUAAUAGAAGAUCCCGAUGGUUCCUGCACUUUGAUCUUGGACAACCUAACAGGCGUUGACUCGGGACAGUACAUGUGCUUUGCUUCCAGUCCUGCAGGAAAUGCCAGUACCUUAGGAAAGAUCCUUGUUCAAGUGCCACCACGGUUUGUGAACAAGGUUAGAAAUGCUUAUUUUGUCGAGGGUGAGGAUGCUCAAUUUACCUGCACUGUCGAAGGAGCACCAAGGCCUCAGAUCAGAUGGUACAAGGAUGGCGUACUGUUGAAGGACACAAAUAAGUACCAGACUUUCAGUGAACCACGGAGUGGUAUUGUAGUCCUGGUGGUCAAGAACCCUUCCAAUGAAGAUAUGGGGCACUACGAAUGUGAACUGGUGAACAGAUUAGGGUCAGCAAAAAGUGGAGCAGAACUUUACCAUCACACUGCUGCAGCCCUGACCCAGGAGAGAAGAGGAGACCAAGCCAUUACCAUAGAAGGAAAGCGUUCCCCGCGGUCAGAGCUGGAGACCUCUGUCCAGGCCUCCCUUCAGCGUGCUGAUAAGGAGAUCAAGACAGCUCUGAAGAAGCUCGUGGACUCAGCAUCACAGCUUGUGACUCUUCCCCCAGACACACGAGGAGGCGGCCUUGGCCUACAUGGAGCGGCUGGGCCUCUACUGCUCCAUGAAGCCAGCACCCAAACCCAGGCUGUUGGGGGGCAGGGCAAAGCACAAACGCAGAUUCCAACUGAAGAACCAAGGGCGCCAAUGCCCAGCCCUGGUCGUUCCCAUGAAGAGACAGCUACUAGAGCUGAAAGCACUCAGGAGCACACAGUUCCCAUUUCCAGAGUUCCACCGGCUGCGGGGACAGGUGACUGGUACAGGAGAGAAGGGGAUGUGGUCUGGGACGUGCACAGUGAAGUUUAUAUUGAGACCACGGAAAGAACUUGUGUGUAUAAGACUGAGGAGAAGACCCCAACAAGUCCUCCCUAUAUGCAAGUGACAAUAGAGGAUGUGCAGGUGAAUUCCGGGGAGAGUGCCAAAUUUCAGGCAGUCAUUGAAGGAACCCCUCCGCCCACUGUUCUGUGGUUUAAGGGCACUACGCUGCUGACAGACAGCGAUAGGCUCCAUCAAGGGAAGGCAGGAACGACCUAUUUCUUAAUCCUGGACAAGGUUGUCUCAGAAGACGGUGGUGUUUAUACCUGUGUUGCCAAAAACGCAGGAGGGGAGGUCUUGUGCAAAGCAGAGCUCGUUGUGCAUGAAGCUAAGAAAGACCAAGCAGCAAAGAAAGUGGCCACCCGGAGGAAACUCCAUUCCUUGUAUGAGGUUAAGCAGGAGAUCGGAAGGGGCUGCUUCAGCUUUGUGAAACGAGUUGUACACAAAGGGAACAGAGUGUCUUGUGCUGCCAAAUUCAUCCCUCUGCGAAGCAAAACGAGGGCUCGAGCGCAUCAGGAGAGGGACAUACUCGCCUCUCUGUCCCACGACAGGAUCACCAGGCUGCUGGAUCAGUUUGAAACACGGAAAACCCUGAUUUUGAUCUUGGAGUUAUGCUCCAGCGAAGAGCUCCUCGACCGUUUAUUCAAGAAGAGUGUGGUCACUGAAGCAGAGGUGAAAUUGUAUAUAAAGCAAAUUUUGGAAGGAAUCAAUUAUCUUCAUAACAACAACAUCCUUCAUUUGGACAUUAAGCCUCUGAAUAUCCUCAUGGUUUAUCCUGAGAGGGAAGACCUUAAGAUCUGUGACUUUGGGUUUGCUCAGAAGAUCACGCCCUUGGAGCCUCAGUUCAGCAAAUAUGGGUCUCCAGAAUUCGUUGCCCCAGAAAUUGUCUCUCAAUCACCGGUGUCGAAAGCAACUGAUAUCUGGGCUGUUGGAGUCAUCACCUAUUUAAGCCUGACGUGCAAGUCUCCAUUUGCUGGGGAGAAUGACAGAGGAACCCUUCUAAAUAUCCAGAAGGGAGACGUUUCAUGGACCGCUCCCGAUUUUGUUCACCUGAGUGAAGACGCAAAAGAUUUUAUAAAGCGGAUCCUACAGCAGCAGCCCAGAGACAGGCCUGGCGCUUCGGACUGCCUUUCCCACAGGUGGUUCAUGCACAAUCUCCCCCUCGAAGAGGCUCAUUUCAUUAACACCAAGCAGCUCAAAUUCAUUGUGGCUCGGAGCAAGUGGCAGCGGUCGCUGAUGUGCUAUAAAUCCAUCCUGGUGAUGCGAUCCAUCCCAGAAAUCCUAGAAAGGACGCACGACAACACCUCCCUGGCCAUCUCCAGGCACCUGAUUGAGGAGAGCACUUCCUCCAGCACCAGCGGCUCGUCUUCGGACAACGAGAACUCGCACUUCCCCAAGAAGGGGCACUUUGGUUCUACACCCGAACUGCACCUGUCCAUAUUUGAUGCACCGAGCAGUCAGGAGCCUCCAAGGCACGUAAGCGAAGAGAAGCACUCCGGAUUCUCAGUCCCUCCUGUAAAACCCACGAGGAGGAAGUACGCUGCAGUGAAAAGCGAAGCGGGGGACAAAUCGCCUACAGAGAGCCAAGAGCUUGGGGCGAGCAUUUUAAAAGAGAAAGAGGAAGGGCUUCAUCCCAGGAUUCAAGAUGAAAGAGGAGAGCGGUCCCAAAGAAGUCAUGCAGCUGAGCCUUCAUCAGUGAAGACUUCCGCAGAAAGCCCACCAGAUCAAAAACAGAAGCCGGACAUAGUUGUAUCUGAAAUGGACAGAGCUGAAAAGGCUGGGGGUGGGACAGAAAAGCCACCUGUGUGUGUUCCUCGACAGAGUGUCAUUAAAAGCACUUUCUACAGCCAAGCAGCCGAGCUCCCUGCGAGGGCACCUUCCUCUCCGGGCAGGGAGCUCAGGAGGCACCUGGACAGGGCCAGGAGGACGUUCCGGAAAGCUGGGUAUUCCAAGGUGCCCCUCAGUGGUCUCCGUGAACCCCUUCUGGAACAGUUCGAACUGGAAGAAGAGGAGAGCAAGGCUGGAGAUGAGCACAGGGAGAGUCUGCUUGGUUCCCUGACCAAGUCAGCUUCAUUUGAUACUGCGAGGAAACCACCGCAUCCUGCCAUCGCUGGCUCGAGCCGAAGUCGUUCCCUGGAUGACUACAGGCUGAGAGCCUCCAGAUCUGUGAGGGAACAAGAUAUUUUGGAAGAAGACUAUGAUAUCACGGCACAGGAAAGUUGCCCCGAGGGCAGCGAGCACUGCGACUUUCCUGCAAAGCCAGGCAAGGGAGGUGCUGCAGGCACUUCGAAGCAAGGAGACGUUAGGACAGCCGGCAAGGACUGCUCGGGAGAGCAGCUCUCUCCUUCCACACACUGUGAGGGCAGUGGGUGCCCGUCUGUUUCUUUGCAACAGCUCGAGAGACUUCCAGCGUCACCUCACAGAAGCGAGAAUAGGAAGCAUUUACUGAAGAAGUCAAAGGCUACUUAUAUUGAGGAGGAAGAUUUGGAAGGCAAAAGCCCCGUUCCGUCUGCCCAGCACUCAGACUUAGCCAUGCCAACAGCUCAAAAACAUGAAAUCCCAGAGGCUGUGUCUAUCCCUGGAGCUUCUGACGUGGCUUUGCAGGGGGGUGAGCAGGCCACUUCGGCUCUGCCACAGCCAGAAUCCACCUCCAGGUCCGCCCCUGGAGCGUGCCCCCCACCCCAGGACUCUGCUCACAGCCCUCCUGACCUACAAGGGGAAGGCUUCCUCAUCAAAAGGGCAGCCCCGGCUGCUCCUUGGACGGACAAAAAGCGGAAACAAUCCCAUGAGAAGCCUUCUGCUCCCAGCGCUGCCACCUCUGAUCUCAUGGAGCAUGAAAGCUCUGCUGCUUUAACAGGCCUGCGGACAGAAAUUGAUUGCUUUCCAGAAUAUAAAGGCAAAACUCGGCAACUUUCUGAUGAAAGCAUUCUGGCGCCUGCUGCCUUGGGGGGCAAAGAGCCAGGUAUCCCACCCGUUCCUCAAACAGCUGAUAAAGAUGCUCACCAGAAGCUGAAGAGCUCUAAAGAGGUGAGACCUACUGUCCUGGAGGACGUGGGACCCGCUGUUGCAGGGAUCACCUCACUUGCAGCCCGUGAUGGUGAAAGUCAAGCCCACAAGAAGGCUUCUGCUCAUGCAGACACAUCAGCCAUGCCAAAGGGGGAGCAUCCAGUUGUUCCCAAAGUCCCACCACCAAAACCAGUGCGAACUUCCAUCGCUGGCAGAGCGCAGCACACUGAAUGGCCAGCUCGCAGCAAGGAGAGGCCUGCUGCUCUGAGGAGUGAAGGUCCAUCUGUCAUAGAGGUUGUUCCCAGUUUGGUCCAUGAAGCUGAAAUCAAGGGAGCUGAACCCCAGCAGGUUCCUGAAGGCAGUGGCACAGCACCUGCUGCUCUGGAGGGCAGACACCCAGCUGUAACCGCUUCGUCCCAAAAACCUCGUCUCCCUUCAGUCCAUGAGAUUGAAAGGCAAGAACACCUGAAGGCAUCAUUUCCCAGCGAGGUGAGAUCCAUCGUCACAACAAGUGGAAGCCCAGGGGCUGGACAGACCUCGUCUGCUGCAUUCCCCAAGAGUGGAAGUCAGGUGUUGGAGCAGCACAAGGCUCCUUAUCCUAGUGGGAAAGUUUCUGCUGCUCAGGAGGGUGUGCACCCAACCAUCUUAGCUGCUCCACCACCAGAAGUUCAGUCUCCAGCUUCAGUCUAUCAGCUGGAAUAUGAGGAACAGCUGAUGAUUUAUGGUGAGGACAGAGAUACUGCCUUGGGAAGUGGAAGCUGCGAUGCUGGAAAACCUGUUCCACCGUCGCUCCUCAGGGAUGGAAGUCAGGAGCUCUCACAGCACAGGUCUUCUUUUUACAGUGAUGAGGAAUCUGCUGCCCUGGAGGGUUUGGUGGACGAGAUGGUUUCCCUCUCUGAAGAGAUGAACGUGUGGGCAGAGUCAGUUGCUGGUCAGGAGGAGUGCAGAAAGCACAUCUCUGCUCCCACGGAUACGUUCUACAAAGGCCCAGAUGGCCAAGCACCUACAGACAUCUCCUGCCACACUGUACAAAGUAAAAUAGAAGAACUAUCUGAGCUGGAUGAUCUGGCUGAAUCCUAUUUUGCCCUGAGCGAGGAGUCAGCAGCAGUGCAAGGGCAGCGAGCUCAAAUGGUGCCUGGGGAAUGUGAACACCUGGAGGACUUAGCACUGGAGAGCCCCAGUUCCAGCCAAGAGAGCGUUCCCCCAGUGGACAGCUCUGCUGUUGGAAAAGCCCCCAGCCAAGUGCCAGUGAACAAGGGCACUGGUAGGCACCCAGAAGUUUCUCUGGUGAAAAUCAAAGACCUGUCGGAUGAAACACCCUGUCUUGGCAGCGGAACUCCCAAACUCGACAUAUCGGAGGUAGAGCCUGCCUAUUUGAAUUUCUCGGAUUUGUAUGACAUUGUCUAUUUUCCAUUUGAGUUUAUGAAUUUUAGGAAGCCUCAGCCCAAACCAACGGGCAGACGGUUUAUACCUUUAAGUGAAAGGGCAAGGUCACCUCCCAGGGGCCAUCUGCAUAAGGAGAAGAGGCUGUGCAUCAGAGAAGAGGCAGAAGGAAAGAAAGGGAAGAACCAUUUGGAAAUAUCUGAGGAUUCCAAGGGGGCUAACCUGUUAGCCACGGGAAAAGUGCCAGAGAGUCACAGGGAAAUGUACGGCCCUCAGAAGGACUCGAGUGGUAAGCAGAAAAGCUCUUUCUCCAGCAAGCCCGGGCUCUUUAAGCCUUAUGGAAGGUCUCAUUCGGCGGAGCGGUCAGUGGAGCAGAGUCUGAAGAAGAAAGUAAAAGCUUCUGUUGCCCAUAUUUCAAGGAUCCUAAAAGGAAAGAUAUCUCCAGAGCCAGAGUCAGAGGAAGAGUUUGGCGAGCUGGGAAGUGAGGCAGUAGAAAAAGAGCCCGUAACGGGGGCCGAAGGAUCUCUGAAGUGGAAAUCAGGACUUCCUUCGUUCAGAUUACCAAGCCUCAUGCCAAAAGAGAAAGCACCCUCGUUCGUUGAGGAGCUCCUGGACCAGGCGGCUGCAGCGGGGCAGUGCGUGACGCUGUCGUGCCGGACGGCCCCUCACUCCUCCCUGCACAUCCGCUGGUUCAGAGAUGGGAUACCAGUCCACAGCAGCAGUCGGAUCCUCAUCUCAUCCACACUCAAGCACUUCCAGCUGUUAACUAUUCUCUCUGUCAGUGCUGAGGAUUUUGGCAUUUACACCUGUGUGGCCACCAGCUCCCUGGGCUCAGCAUCCACCUCUUGCGUUGUAAGGAAAGCAGAAGUUCCUCCCAGCCCUGCUCCCCCCGACGUCGUGGAGGUCUAUGAGGAUGGAGCACAGGUGGUCUGGAAGCCUGUGGAAACCAACACCUCUGUCCGUUACACUGUCCAGUGCAAGAGUGAAGAUGGGGAGUGGACGACUCUUGCUGCUGACAUCGCUGACUGCUGCUACUAUGCCAGAAAUCUCUCCAGAGGUGUUACCUAUUGCUUCAGGAUAGCCUGCACCAGUAAGGCAGGAAUGGGCCCUUACAGCAGCCCAUCUGCCACAGUGAAAACCAUUGGGAAGGAUCAACUGGAAUUUCCUGCUGCAACGCAGAACUUCUCAGCAGCUGAGGAAGAGAGUGAAAUAAUUGCACCACCCGAACCUUUCCCAACCUACCAGACCUAUGCCUUCCAAACAGAGAUCAAAAGGGGGCGGUUCAGCAUCGUCCGACAGUGCAGGGAAAAAGUAAGCGGCAAGACUUUAGCUGCUAAAAUUAUCCCUUACUGGCAAGAGGACAAGCAGAGCGUGCUGCUGGAGUACCAGGUCCUCAGGAAGCUUCAUCACACCAACAUAGCUCAGCUGAAGGGAGCUUACGUCAGCCCCCGGCACCUGGUGUUGAUCCAGGAGAUGUGCGUGGGACCAGAACUACUCCACUCUUUGGCAUUACGGACAUCAUACUCAGAGGUGGAAGUCCGAGAUUACCUGUGGCAGAUCCUCAGUGCCAUUGAGUACCUCCACGCACACAGCAUCCUGCACUUGGAUCUCAGGUCCGAAAACAUGAUCAUCACCGAGCCCAACCUGCUGAAGCUCCUGGAUUUUGGCAAUGCACAGUUCUACACACAAGACAAGGUCAUUACCAUGGAUAAAUGCAUGGACUAUGUUGAAACCAUGGCUCCAGAACUGCUGACAGAGCAAGGAGCCCUCCCGCAGACUGAUAUCUGGUCCGUUGGAAUCACGGCAUUCAUCAUGCUGAGCGCCAACUACCCCGUCAGCUCUGAUGUGCCCUGCGAGUUCCUGAGAACGACCAGGAAGGGGAAGGUGAAGCUGACGCGGUGCUACGCGGGUCUCUCCGGAGGAGCAGUGUCAUUUCUCCAGAGCACCCUGUGUGCAAAUCCCUGGGGAAGACCGUCAGCCUCCGAGUGCCUUCAGAGCCCAUGGCUCCAGGAGACGGGUUUGGACAACAGGCAGCAAGCGCUGGUUACCUUCCCCACCACCAAACUGAGGAAUUUCCUCACUGAUCGGGAAAAGAAAAGGGGCCUGCUGUGCUCCAAGUACGGCCUCAUGAUUGCACAGUGAAGGGGAUGUGGCGAGAGGCACGGAUCGCCUCCCGCUCCCCUGCUGCACUCGGUGUUGGGUAGCAAACUGUUCUGUCGAGUUACGGCGCGUCAGCUGAAUAGCUGACUUUGCUCUCUGUGAAUGCCAUUUAGCAUAACUAAGCGAAUUAGCCCAUUGCCACAUGGUAAGAGCAGAAAUGCAAACAGUGAACGUGGCUCAGCUGACAGACGGUAACUUGACAUUACGUGGGUCACUUGGCUCUGUGCUGCCAGGAUCAGGCAGGAAAGAUUUGCAGAGCCCUUUCUGAACGGGACUAGCUGCUAGCCCCAGACAGCUUUGCAAAUCUUUACCUGAGGUCAGAAAGGCUCCAGGUGUGCAAACACUGGGCACUGACUUCUGCCCCGGCCCCAGGAUGCUAGCACCAUGCACUUUCAGAUGUUACUGGACUGCUUAUCCCAUUGCUACAAGGACUGAGAGACUGGUGGGCUUCUGGCCUGCCUCCUGGGUUGGACUAGAUGAGCUCCAGAGGUGCCUUCCAACCCGUCCAGUUCUGGGAUUCUGCGAAAUCCAAAAGAAAAUGGACAACAUCUGUAAAGGGAAAACAUCUCUCAUAUGAACUCAGAGAAGGUGAUAGUGGGAGUGGGGAAACAGAAAAUAAGUCAGAAAGAUUCACUGUGCAGAAACAGUGCAGAGCACGGCACUUUUGGGAGCUGACGCCAGGCAGCAACGUAUCCUAAGGCUUUGGAUGUGCAGAUCCAACUGGAUAAAGCCCUGAGCAGCUCAGUGUGAGCAGAGGGUUGAACCAGAGACCUCGUGAGUCCCUCCCAAUGUGACACGUCCUGUGUUGCUAUGUCUGUGACGUGCCCCGUGAUGCCAUGUCUUUGCCUCGUGCCAGACACAGGGUUGGGUGAUGGGACUCUGGUGGCAUCCGUUGGCCAGGCUCAGCACGUUGUACCUGUAGCACAGGGUGAGUGCAGGGAAGGGAGCAGCACUGGGGCUUUCCAGUAACUGAUCAGUUGCAACAUCUGUCCUCAUCCUGCACGAAGCCGUAGCCUGCUCUCCCUUGGGCUCAAGUUAACCACCUGUUGUAGAGUCUACCAGCCCUCCAUGGGCACUUCUGCUGCUGAUGCUGCAGAGCUGGACAUGUUCCUCAAGGGGUUCAUGGUCUGCAGGCACCACAAAACUUGGUUUUUGGGGGCGUGUAUUUGAAAUUUAGACCUAGAUGACUGGCCUACCCAUCACACAGGACGUCACAACAACCCCUCAUCUGCCCCACUGCAUCUACAGCAGUUUGUUUUCAGAUUUUUCAGGAAAAGCCCAGGGCAUCCUGAACGCUGUGGUCCUCUUUCUUCAAGAUCUGCUGAGGGUGGUGUUCGCUGUGUCGUUGCUUUGUGCCUAUAACCUCCGUGUUCCUUUGGGUUUCUCUGACGUGAGUGAUGUAUCUAUGGGUGCAGUUGGGUUUCUUGUGUUUUCCCUACCUGCAGCAUGUAAGCAGAGGCUUUCUCCAAGCUGCACCUCACUGUGUUCAGAGGGUCGAGGAUGGGAAAUCAGUUCCUAAUAUGUUACAGUUUAAUACUAGACACGAUGCUGUUUAGACAGUGGGGAUCUUUUCCAACACAUUUAACCCACGUUGCUCCACACCUGAAGCUUGCAGCACCAUGACUGCUCCUCCUGCAUUGUGUGCCGAGCAAACUGGGGGCAAAGCAGUCCCCACUGUGCUGUGCAGAGCAGACACUGCUUCGUCAGACUGUACAUCUUUGAACAUCAGGGCAGUGCUGUCUUCACAGUGCACUAGGGAUGAGAAGAGCAAUUUCGAGGAGUUAGGGGAAGACAGCGUGAUGAGGUCUGGUCUAUGAACUUUCCAGGACCAGUAAGGUCUCUGUUGGCACGGUCUGGUUUUUCCUCUUGCUGCUACGCUUUGGGAUGGACUGCUCGGUGCCAGGGGACAGCCCAUCUAAGCAUAAACUUUGAGUGCAGAUUAACCCAUUUGGAGCUUUUACACUAUUCCUCAAAUUAAGUGGUUUUUGCUUCUCACACUUGCAUGCGUUUGAGCAUGUCUGAAGUCUUUAUUUAUAGACUCAAUAUUGUUUUGUUAAAUUGUCUCUUCUGGCAAGGAAUUAAAGCCAGAUUUUUCUGCUGAA
This is a messenger RNA of Numida meleagris (helmeted guineafowl), 27923 nucleotides long. RefSeq names its product obscurin, cytoskeletal calmodulin and titin-interacting RhoGEF (gene OBSCN). The record is from RefSeq and is a predicted model, not a curated record. Gene Ontology annotation, molecular function: protein binding; protein kinase activity; ATP binding. Lineage: Eukaryota; Metazoa; Chordata; Aves; Galliformes; Numididae. The transcript has 107 exons. The coding region runs from base 16 to 25803 and encodes 8595 amino acids. Gene Ontology annotation, biological process: protein phosphorylation.